This is a messenger RNA of Hydractinia symbiolongicarpus, 1603 nucleotides long. RefSeq lists its product as uncharacterized. The transcript has 2 exons. The coding region runs from base 1234 to 1581 and encodes 115 amino acids. NCBI's taxonomy places the organism in Eukaryota, Metazoa, Cnidaria, Hydrozoa, Anthoathecata, Hydractiniidae. The record is from RefSeq and is a predicted model, not a curated record.
ACAAUCUCAACGCAAAUAAAAAAACUACUUAAUUUUUAAAAAAUUCACACAAUUAAAAAAAAAGUUUCAUGCAAUUCAAAAUGUUUUUCGCGCAACUUUAAAUCAUAUCCACUUCACGAAAUUUAAAUAUUAUUGAAACGUUUUUGUGUAAUUUUGUCAUUUGGUUAUGAGAAUACAUAGGCUGGUCUCUAUAUUAAAUUCACGAUAAAAUAAGUUAUGCGUCGCGGUGCAUUUUCACCAUAUAUAGUAGCCGCAUAACGCUGCGGCAGGUUUGUAUCAAAUCCGAUCUUGCCACGUGUUGAAAUGAGCUUUUUUAAUUGUUAUGCUGGAAUCACCUGGGUUUCUUUCUAUUGUAUAAAAACAUAAAAGGAAUUAUAUUAAAAUUCCUUGGGACGACGUGCCGCGCCGCAAGGAGAUGCGUCUUCAGUGUGAAUUUAGUUUUUUGUUUUAAACUCUUAUUGAUUUUUUUAGUUGAUGUUUCCUUUUUGCAGGAAAGACAGGGUUGGUGAUGGUUUUACUUUCCACUUGUAGACUCUUUUUAUUCUAAGUUUUUGCUAACUAAGGAAGGUUUCUCAUAAUAUCAGAUCAGAUACAGAAGGUUCUACGUUUAGCUCUUAUUUUCGUGUUUCCCAUGUUUUUCAGGUAAUACCUCUUAUUUUACUAUUUUUAACAUACCUUUUAUUUCAUCCAUUUUUACAUUUUACAUUCAUACCAUUAUUGUUCGUUGUUUUUUUUUUCUUUUUCUGACCAAAUUUCCCAUUCAGAAUAUAAUAUCAAGGCUUUGCAGGGUUUUUAUUAGAAUUGUGUGAAAUUAUAUUUCAAAAAUUUUGAAGUACUUUUUCAAUUAAAGAUUGCGUGAAGUAUCUUUGGCAAUUGCGUGCAGUAAUCCUUAAUAUCGUUAAAGAUAAUUAACUCCUAUAUGUAUCGAGCUCAAAUCUUCGUCUAGGGGCUUGGAAAUAGCAAAAUACGAUUUAUUCGCGUAAUAACGGAAUACGCAAAGAGUGAACGAUAAUACCACUUUUUGAGACUUUAUGUACAGGAUGUUUAGGUCGCAUUGAUAUAGAAAGCACCUGUUUCGCUUGGGUACAUAACAUUUUGUACUUAAUUAAUUAGAAACGCUGGAAGGUUCAAAAAAGGGACAACUUUGACGUGGUUUGACGUUGUUCUUCAACAGGGAGUUUAACCAAGGCUACCCUAGUCUGUAUAUAUAUAUUUGAAUAAAAACUUGCUAUUAUGUGGGAUAUACCAAACAUGCAAGAUAAUGAUGACGAGGAUGAUAUACCCAUUGGUAAUUUGUUUGCAAGAAGGAUGUUAUCCAGGCCCACAACAACAAGAAGUUACAGAAAUCCAAAGUCGUCAAACAACUCCGUAACUGACUAUGCUGAUCAAGAAAUGUCAAGUGAGAUCAAUGCCAUAAUUGGUGGCGUCCUAGUUAUCGAAACAAAAUGUAGUUGCAAAGGUUCCUGCCAGACAGGGUGUGACUGUCGUAAAAUUGGGGUAAAAUGCACAGUUGGAUUUUGCCUAUGUGAUCCAUGUAAAUGCAAAAACUUCAGAGAGCAGGUGAAAAAUUUUAAACAAUAAUGUAAUGCUGUAUAUAUAUAUA